Messenger RNA from Fusarium venenatum, 2142 nucleotides. NCBI's taxonomy places the organism in Eukaryota, Fungi, Ascomycota, Sordariomycetes, Hypocreales, Nectriaceae. The record is from RefSeq and is a predicted model, not a curated record.
AUGUCGAACGCUGGUGGCCAUAGACCCAAACCUGCGACGGCUAAAUGGGGUGCUGCUUGCGCGCAGUGCUCUAUAGCAAAAGCCAAAUGCAUACGGUCAAACAAUGCGCCUGGAUCUAAAUGCGACAGUCGAACUGCUCAAAUAGAGGAAAGACUCAAUGGAUUGGUCAACCUCCUGAAAGCAGGCGGGUUGACUAAUGCCGACCUAGCAACUGAUACCACCUGCAUCCCAACUGAGGUAGACCCUCAUGUUACUGAUCAACAGAAGCCUUCGUCAAAAGAGAGUGAACCUUCUUUUGUAUCCAAUACUCAAGGAUGGUCGAUUCCUGAUACAUAUAACUCUUACGCGCCGCCGCAAUGCAUCUGCAGACAGAUCAGUGGAGAAGUUCCUCCUCCACCAGGAUCAGACCAGGAGCUUCUCAACCUCUAUCGAAAGGAUUUCCAGGCUCUGAACCCUUUUGUCAUUAUACCUAAUGGUGUUACAGCAACCAAACUCAGAGAAACCAGACCUUUUCUGAUGGCCUCAAUACGAAUGGUCACAUCAAAUCGCAGUCUGCGAUCCAUGAGAGCUCAGAUGUACCAUUUGAUGAAACAUGUCGCAGACCACAUGCUCAUCCGAUCCGAGCGAUCACUAGACCUUUUACUAGGUAUCAUUGUCAUAGUUACAUGGUAUCAGUAUCACUGCUUCAUGCAUGCUCAACUUAACAACCUUAUUGCUUUGGCCACUACACUCGUUGGCGAGCUAGGUUUGAAUCGAAGUCCAACUGUUCACGAAAGGACUAGCUUGAUGGUUGUCAUACCAUUCCAGCCCAAAGCACGUACAAAUGAGGAGAGGAGGGCGCUCUUAGGAGUAUGGUACUUAUCAUCGUCGAUGGCAGUUGGUUUCCAACGGAUAGAGUCCAUGCGUUAUACAAAAUACACCCAGGGGUGUCUAUCUGUGCUUGAACAGGAGAGGGAAUAUGAGACAGAUGUGAGACUCAUAGCGCUCGUUCGCAUACAACACUUGGCCGAGCGCAUCUCGCAACUCAAUGCCCCCGACGAACCUACAGAGGAAGUCAUCGGGUUUCCAACAGCGCCAACGUCAGCCUAUGUUUCUGCGUUUCAAACCGAGCUCGACAGGAUACAAAAUGGGCUACCCCUUGAACUGCAAAACGACAAUGUGAUAAAAGUGUUUCUUAAUGCAGUAGCACUCCGUUUAUAUGAGCCCCCUUUACUUGAUACUUCUCGAAUAAUCUCAAUGUCAGAGUCUUUGACAACUCCUACAUUAGGGGCUGCCUCGGCACUGGACAUAUUCUACCAGUCAAGAAACGCUUUGAAGCAAUUCUUUGACCAUUGGCUAUCGAUACCAAUCCCUGAGUACCACAGCCAGACCACUGCGGUAGCCGCCCAACUGAUCUACGGGAUGACAAUGCUUGGCCGGUGGACAAAAUUUACAGCGCAGAUCCCUUUGAAAAGGCCUCCCAUUCCAAUGCCCGAGGAUACCAGCGCACAAAACCCGAAUUUGGAACUAUACAAAGCAGAAUCGGAGCAUUCGACGAGUGUAAGUCCAGCACAUGCUACGCCAUCGGCCACUACGCCCAGUGCGUGUGAAAACCAUUCUCAAGCAGCCAGUCCUAUUGUUUUGCGAGAGGGUACAGACCCAAGACUACCGGCUGCAGUGGCUGCUUUACGGUCACAGAUUCAAACUCAACCAGGCCUGCACUUAGACGUCACGGGGAUACUGUCGGGUAUAUAUUCCAAGUUUGAAGAGGCCAACGCAUCUGUUCAGCUGUCCUCAGCCGAACAUGGUACUUCAGACCACAACCUUUGGAGUAUGAGCGCCAUCAAGGUCAGGAUCACAAGAGCAAAGCUGGAGCGGUGGGUAGAGAUAGUGGCGUCUGGAACAGCGGCGCUCAAGAUCCAUGAUGGUGAUGUCCGAGACACGGAAAUGGAGGAUCGGGGCAUGAGCGAUAACGGGAGAGCUACCGCAGCUGGUACAGCGCAACCGGGCAACGAGAUACAUAUGGAUGAUUUUGGAAUGCCCGAUUGGAACGAAAUGCCUUGGAAUCCUGAUAUACUUCAGGGGGUUGACCCUUCGAUAUGGUUUGAUGGAUACCUGGAUUGGGGAGCCGUUAUGAGCUCUAUGAGCAAUAACGAGCAGUGA